AUGAACAGACUCUUUGGAACCAAGAACACUGCGCCCAAGCCGUCACUUAACGAUGCUGUUAAGAACAUCGACGAGCGUGUUGGAUCGCUUGACGUGAAGCUUUCCAAGAUCAACUCGGAAUUGUCCACGUACCAACAAAAAAUCAGCCGGAUGAGAGACGGUCCAGGAAAGAACGCUUUGAAACAAAAAGCAUUGAAACUCUUGAGACAGAGAAAGCAGAUUGAGGCUCAGAAGGAGCAGUUGGAGAAUCAGCUGUGGAAUAUGACUUCUGCUUCGAUGACUACCGAUAACCUCCAAAAUACCAUGAUCACAGUGGAUGCUAUGAAGACUGCCAACAAGCAAUUGAAAAAGACUUAUGGUAAGAUCGAUAUUGACAAGAUAGAGCUGUUGCAGGAUGAAAUGUUGGAUCUUAUAGAGAAGCUGAACGAGCUUCAGGAGUCUCUUCUGACAAGUUACGAUGUUCCUGACGACAUAUCCGAGCUGGAAUUGGAUGCUGAACUCGAUGCUUUGGGAGAGGAAAUGGACUUUGAGUCUGAGAUGAACGAAUCAGGAUUGGGCGUGCCUAGUUACUUGAACGAUGCCGAACCAGCGCCCGACAAGUUGCCUGCUUUUAUUGAUGAGCCUGAAGAGGCCGAGAAGGUUGCUAAUUAG
Messenger RNA from Candidozyma haemuli, 651 nucleotides. RefSeq names its product Cta1p (gene CTA1). Gene Ontology annotation, cellular component: multivesicular body. Gene Ontology annotation, biological process: vesicle budding from membrane; late endosome to vacuole transport via multivesicular body sorting pathway. Lineage: Eukaryota; Fungi; Ascomycota; Pichiomycetes; Serinales; Metschnikowiaceae. The transcript has a single exon. The record is from RefSeq and is a predicted model, not a curated record. The coding region runs from base 1 to 651 and encodes 216 amino acids.